AUGGCACCCUCAAUCCUUCCUGGGACAUCAGUAGGGUUCGGGCAUGGCGAUAUCGAAGAUGCUCGCAGCAUGCAGGGGAGCCAGCCUCGUGCUCGAACGCACCUGUCGCUCGCAGGGACUACCAGGAGGACCAUGUCGCUGCUCGUGUUCGGCUGUGCGGCGUCGGGUCUUCUCCUUAUCGGCAUGCUGGUCGCAACUGGGAGCAGCUCGAGGAUGCAAGUGCCUCGAGUGGAGCUUGCGGCGAUCAGGGAGAGCGACUACAAGAACAUGAAGCAGCCCAUCUACAGAACCAUUGACCACCUUGCGGGUUGGAAGCUCGACUGGGCCCUUGGGGGCGAUGCGCCACAGACGGAGCUGAACAAGGAGCGUCUUGAUGCGGUGACGGCUGAUGCCUCGAGGAUCGCGAGCUACCUGCAGGUCGACGAGUUCCCUCCCGAUAUGCGCCGCGCCAUCGACCCCAGCGUCGAUCCCUGCGACGACUUCUAUCAGUUCGCGUGCGGGCACUGGGCGGAGUCGAAGGGGUCAAACAUCCCCGACGACGUGUCCUCGGUGGCGCUGCAGUGGGAUCAGGUUGACGAUGGGAUCAGAACGCAGCUCAAGUCUCUGCUCGAGACUGAUAAAGAGAACCCAGCAGCGAUCUUCUACCGCUCCUGCCUCAAGGGGACGGCGCCCAAGGCGUCGUGGGACCUGUUGACUCCAUGGAUGGAGAUGACUGAGAACAUCACAGACAACGUGACGUUUGUCGACGCAGCCAUCAAAGUUCAGCUGGCUGACCUGAGCUUGUUCUGGACGUGGUCAGUCGACAUCGACUCUUGGAACAAGGAGAGGUACGGGCUCUUUGUCAAGGGCUCGAAGCCGAUCCUUGAUGCCGACGAGUACACCCAGUAUCUUGCUACUGGCAAGGAAUCGGAUACCAUCUCUGCUUUCAAGGAGUUUGUGAAAACGCUCGUGGGGCUUGCUGGCUACGACGACAACGUCGCCAACGACGAUGCUGAGAAAGUCCUUCAGAUGGAUAUCAAGCUUGCUGCAGGCUUCAACAGCAGCGACGGCUCGUCUCAUUAUGACCAGUGGAUAGAUCGGGAGUAUCUGAGCGUCAAGGCGCCUUCGAUCGACUGGGAGCGAUGGUUCGAAGCGAUGAACUUCUCUCAGGUCGGGGUGGGCGAGGAAGGCGAGGAGGAGGACGCGAUGGGCCAGCCUCUCUCGAGCCCGAGGCUGAUCAUCAAGCAAGGUGGCUGGCUACAGAACCUCGAGGACAUCUUCAGCUGCAAGGAUUUUACCAGCCCCAACGGCACUGUGGACACGGAGCAGUGCUGGGCUGAAGUCGAAUCGUACACGCGAUUCCGCCUCAUCUACAAUUAUGCCACCUACCUGGACGACAGCUUCAGGGAUGCUGUUCACGACUGGCACAACGCCAAGUUCGGGGUUGUGGCAAAACAGCAGCGGGUCAAGAAGUGCUACUCGGACACGACGUACCUGCUGGGCUGGGCGUCUAGUUACCUCUACGUGGAGAAUGUCUUCCCCAAGACCAGGAAGGACGACACGAUCACAAUGCUCAAGAACAUCCGCCAGGAGUUCCGAGACAGCCUUGACACAACCAAGUGGAUGGACCCGGCCUCGAGGAAGGCGGCGCAGGAGAAGCUCGACAACAUGUUCUUUGAGGUUGGUUACCCGGAUGACUGGCCAGAGAGCGUCUUCAGAAACUUUGGGCAGCUCUCGGAGGAUAACUACGUGGGGAACGUUGACAUCAUCGGGUCGAACGCAGUGAAGCGAGCUCAGGUGAGAAUCUUCGAGUCGCCGAAGCGAAACCGCUGGGGCGAGUCGUACCCCAUCGUCGUCAACGCCUUCUACAGCCCCAUGGUCAACGGACUUUGGGUUCCCGCUGGGAUCAUUCAGACGCCCUUCUACUCAGAGACGUACGACGACGCUCGCAACUACGGAGCUCUCGGAACGAUCUGCGGGCACGAGAUGACGCAUGGGUUUGACGACACGGGGCACUUGUUGGACAAAAAUGGCGAUCAGAAGGACUGGUGGGACAGCAAGACAUUCCAAGAGUUUGACAAGAGAGCGGAUUGUCUGGCCGAGCAGUACAGCGAGUACGGGAGCGAAGUGCCGGAUUGGUACCAGGGGAAUCACGUGGACGGGGAAGCGACGCUGGGAGAGAACAUUGCAGACGAAGGUGGCAUGCGAUUUGCGUUCCAGGCGUUCGAGAAGUCCCACCCGACUGAGCGACGGUCGAUGGCGGCUCACCGACUCUUCUUCACGGCCUUCGCUCAGAACUGGUGCGAGACAGACAAGCAGGACAUGGCGAUCGACUCGCUCUUCUCCGAUGAGCACUCGCCCGCUAAGUACAGGGUUCUCGGAGUUCUCAGCAACUUCCAGCCGUUUGCUCGCGCGUUCCAGUGCCCCGUCGGCACUGCCAUGAAUCCCAAGAAGCAAUGUCAGCUCUGGUGA
Messenger RNA from Guillardia theta CCMP2712, 2451 nucleotides. RefSeq lists its product as hypothetical. The coding region runs from base 1 to 2451 and encodes 816 amino acids. The transcript is spliced from 10 exons. Gene Ontology annotation, cellular component: plasma membrane. Gene Ontology annotation, biological process: protein processing. Gene Ontology annotation, molecular function: metalloendopeptidase activity. Lineage: Eukaryota; Cryptophyceae; Pyrenomonadales; Geminigeraceae. The record is from RefSeq and is a predicted model, not a curated record.